AUGCGCACCGGCUCGUUCUGGAUCGCCGCCUUGGCGGCCGCUUCAUCGGUCGGCGCCGUUGAUGAAAAUGGCCGGCCACGGAUAUAUUUCCCCAGACAUGUCAAACGAUCCUACGUCAAUGCAACAAGCACACAGCCGAGCCCUCACCCGGCACCGCCAACGACUCUCGGUCCUCAGAGCACGACCCUUUUUCCGGCGUCGACCGAUUCCGACAGCGUGCUCACCACGUCCUUCACAGACAGCUCAAGCAGGGCGGAUAGCUCGAGCAGCGCAGACAGCUCGAAUGAUCCGGAUAGUUUUAGCAGCUCGAGUUCUCCGGGGACUACCAAGCGGCAGACAACGUCGGACAUUUUCUCCCUGGGACAGAGCUCUAUAUCGCUCGAAGCCAGCACUGACAGCGUGAGCUCGCACUCCUUAACCGGCUCUCGUAUUCCGGGCUCCUUCGUACGGUCGACCGAGAUCACGAAGUCUGGCAGCAGCGGCAUCAUUGUUGUUGUGGAAACCAGCACCGUUGUCGUGCCACCUACCACGUCCACCACAUCUACCAGCACCGGCCCAAGGAGCUCGUCUACCGCAACGACGACGGCGUCUACCAGUGGUACCUCGUCCAGCGCAGACGGCACUUUGGCAGCGACCAAGGCUACGACUGGUACAACUGAUUCGGCGUCAGAUGCGUCCACGGCGACGGGAUCGACAAGGGCGACCACAUCCAAGACUACCUCUGCUUCGACUGAUUCGGCGUCGGAUGCGUCCACAGCGGCGGCGUCGACAAAGACGACCACGGCUAAGACUGCUACGACGGGCUCGACAUCAGGUACGACUACAGCCAAGACUGGCCCGACUGUCUCGGCAUCGGACGCGUCGACGGCGUCAACGGUUAAGACUUCCGCAACGGAUUCGGCAUCAGAUGCUUCAUCGGCGGCGACGUCGGCGCAAACCGUGCUUAGCUCCUCGGGUAUUGUUGUCUACCCCGGCACUGCUGGCACGAAGACGACCUCCGCGGCGUCUUCCUCCGCAACCGACCCCCUGGCCGGGCUUACGUCUCUUCUGGGCAUCAGCGCCACUGUCAACGGGACGAUUGCUGACCCUCUGACGACGGCGGCGCCUUCAAGCGCUGCGGCAAGUGCGAUUGUGUCUGGCUCUGGUUAUUCGUCCUACCUUCCGACGACGGCGGCAACCGAGUCUGCAAAUGCCACUGGCGCAGCAAGCACUGUUGCUGCGACCACUGAUGCAGCCAGCAGCAGCAUCCCGUUGUCCGGGUACUCUGGCGCCGGCACUGGCACUGGUGCUUCCGCUCUUCCACCGACGGCGAUUGUGUCGGCCGUUUCGUCUUCUGUGCUUGCUUCCGUGUUGCCGACCGGCUCUCUGUCGCAGUCGGCAACCGGAACCGGUAUUCCGUUGAGCACGAACACUACGGCGAGCUCGGUCAUCCCGGCGUCUACGGGCACUGCGGUUUCGGUCGGGACGUCGUCUAGACUUACUGCAUCGCAGACUGCGAACGGCACCGAAUCCGUUGCGCCCACGACGUCUUCCGCCUCUCUGACUGCCUCCCCGGCGCCCAUCACGGUGCUGCCGACGGUGUCGACCAACAGCACAUCGGUAGCAGGCAAUACGACGAUCCCUAUCGUCGUGCCUAUCUCCACGUCUGCACCUGUGUCCGCAUCUGCAUUUGCAUCCGGGUCAGCAUCAGCAUCAGCAUCAGCAUCAGGAUUUGUAUCUGUAUCGGCUUCCGCGUCUGGGUCUGGGACUGCGCCUGCGUUUGUGACUUCGUCUGCGCCUGUGACUCUGUCCACACCUCCGGCGGUUGGAUCGACAACGGUGAUGGCAAGCGUGGGGUCCAGCGUUACGCCGGCUGCCCAGCCUCCCUCCAGCUCCCAGGCGGCAGCCGAGACGUGGCUGCCGACGACAAUCAUUGUGCAGCCGUCACCGACGUUCCAGAGCUCGAUGAGCGCGACGACUACGGCAACGGGCAUCCCGACUGGGCUUCCCAAAGCCAUCACGCCAAACACAGACAGCGGCUCGAAGCCGGUGGACACGACAGAGAUCCAAAUUGCGUUCACGUACGGCCUGAACUAUGCGUUCGUGGCCGUGACGCCCAAGGCCGCAGCUCAGGUUCUCUCGGUCCUGCCGGGGAUCCUGUCGUACCAGGCCGGCUUCGACCAGAACAUGACGGUUGUGCAGCGCCUGGUUCCGUACGACACGACGGAACAGCUGGGCUACGUGACGAUGCUUGCCAUCUGCACGUACCCGACGAGCCUGGUGAACCAGCUGCGCCUGGACAUGCACAUUCCCACGGCGCCGAUCUGGCAGAACCCUGACGGACUGGCGUACAACAUGUCGCAGGAGAUCAACACGGCCAUCGACAUCCUGAUGGGCUCGACGCUGGACUACACACCGAGCGACACGACGGGCAGCUCGACGGCGUCGUCGACGUCCAACUCGAACGACGCAUUCGGCAAUGCUAACGGCAACAGCCAGUCGUCAUCGCAGCGGGGCACAACGGCCGGCAUUGCUGUGGGCGCGGUGUUUGUGUCGGCUGCGUACGGAACGGCCAUGUUUGUGAUUGCACGGCGGUACAAGCGCAAGAGGCAGUCGCUGCACCAGCGCAGCAGCUCUGUGGGAACGCCCUCGGAUAUGCGACAGACGGGCAGCCCUGCCCUGAUGGGCGGCGCGCUUCUGAGCCGGGACUUCACGUCGACAUAUGGCGGCGUGGCAGGCGCAGCAGCAGGCACAGCAGCAGGCGGCCGUAACAGCCACGGAAGUGGACGAAGCAACAUGAACAACUCUGCACGCACGGCUUACAUCUCGGCGCCGGUGGCGGCGGAGAACUCGCUCGGCUGGAACUAG
Grosmannia clavigera kw1407 is the source of this 2847-nucleotide messenger RNA. RefSeq names its product mucin family signaling protein. NCBI's taxonomy places the organism in Eukaryota, Fungi, Ascomycota, Sordariomycetes, Ophiostomatales, Ophiostomataceae. The coding region runs from base 1 to 2847 and encodes 948 amino acids. Gene Ontology annotation, molecular function: osmosensor activity. Gene Ontology annotation, cellular component: cell surface; site of polarized growth; extracellular region. Gene Ontology annotation, biological process: hyperosmotic response; establishment of cell polarity; signal transduction involved in filamentous growth. The record is from RefSeq and is a predicted model, not a curated record. The transcript is spliced from 2 exons.